Molecule: messenger RNA, 2697 nt
Organism: Aspergillus calidoustus
Lineage: Eukaryota; Fungi; Ascomycota; Eurotiomycetes; Eurotiales; Aspergillaceae
Source: the annotation of a GenBank genome assembly
CUUGGACCUAUCCCCGGCCACUACAAGACAGCAACACGAUGGACACGACAAAUGUUGACCCUCUGACUGAUCCCUCGGCUGCGAAGCGCAAGAGAAGUCGCGUUGCCUGCGACUUUUGCCAUUCACGCAAGGUCCGGUGUGACCUGACGGUCACUGGCGCCCCGUGUACAAAUUGUCGCCUUGACAAGCAGAGCUGCUUUGUGAGAGAGUCACGACACAAACGUACCAGGAAAGCAAACGCAAGGCAUGAGGCAGCGCAACAAAGAGCUUCUCCAGCCGCCUCACCAGGCCAACUUGCCACUACUUUCCCGUUCGACAUGGGCUUCAGGGAGACCACUGACGAGCUUGGAGAUGUCGACGGGCUGCUUUUCAACAUCCCAUUCGAUGCAUUCUCACCUUCCGGUCGCGCCUUCCCUGCUGGGGCGGACGGUCUUUCUUCUAUUCCUCCCAUGAUGGACCAAUCUAUGACUUCAUCAGAUGCCGCUGCGCUCGAUAAAAGUAUCAUUUUCUCGUACUACGAGUUUCUGGAACUAAAGGACCUUUCGAGGUUGUCGCCUACGGACGUUAGAUUCCUAGACUCGAAAGGGUGCUUUCGCGUCCCCUCCAGGCCAUAUCUCGAUGAAUUUCUCCACAAAUACUUUCUUUAUGUGCACCCCUGCUACCCUGUCGUGGAUGAGGCCGAGUUUUGGUCGUUAUACAAUCAGGAAGGGCUAUGGGACGGUCAGUCAAAGAUCUCCCUGAUGCUCUUCCAGGCUAUGUUGUUUGCAGCAUCCGCAUAUGUGUCCCUGCGCAGUCUCCGGGCGAUUGGAAGCGACAACACCCACGAAGCCCGUGACACUCUUCACAAAAGGGCCGCGCUGCUUCACCAGUUUCGGGCGGAUGCCGACAAUACGACUACUGCUCAAGUUGGUUUGCUGCUAUCGUUUAAUGUGUCUCCCAUGGAUGUACACAACAACUCCUCCUUCUUGACCAUUGCCAUUCAAGCCGCCCGCGCGACCCAGGCCCACCUUUACAAAGCACUGACUCAUCUGCCGAAACGACAACGAGCGUAUAAGAAGCGACUCUGGUGGUGCUGUGUUGUCCGUGAUCGCUGCAUUGCACUCGGCAUGCGCCGCCCACUACAGAUCACGCCGGAUACUUUCAACCCCCGGGAAGAACCUCUUGUGGAGGAGGACAUGGAGGGCGAGAUGGCAAUAUCAAAAGUCUACGACCUUGACAUCAAGCGGUGUCUGACGAGAGUGUUUGUGGUACAAUGUGAUCUUGCAGCGGCCCUUACUUCUACAAUCAUGACUGUUUCACCCCCGGACAGCCUCCCGAUCCCCCUCUCCGCAACAUACGAGGAUCUCUUGAGAAUAUUCGCGGCAUCAGAGGGAUGCAGGCAGGAGCUGCAGGCGUGGUUCAAAAAAUCAGAGGAGCAACUAAGACAUGCUUCACGAACCGGCCUUGGGCGCACCCGACUCAUGACGUUGUAUGUGGACUGGCAGUGGAUCUACUACUUCACCGCGCAAAUGGCGCUGAGCCAUCUUAUCAUCUUCGCGUCCAGCACGACAAGCCAUGCCCUGCGGCCAGAAUGGAUCGUGCGACUGGAUAUCAGCAAAAGCGAUCUGUUGACUGCAUUUACAGGCCUUAAAAAUGUAUUCAAGAGACUGGUCGCGUCGAAUCUCGUCGGUUAUCUUCCGAUUAGCGCCACGGCGUAUACAGCUUUUCCUUUGCUAUUGGUAUCUCUUGACGUUGAGCUGUCAAGAUCAGAGCAUGAAAAGGGCCAGCGCAUGCAAGACCUCUCCGUUUGCACAGAAGCCAUGAAGCAGUUUGGCCAUCGGUUUCGAUUUACGCAGUUUGUCUCGGAUAUCGUUUGUAAAGUCCUGCAGCUGUUGAACGGCGCCUCAUGGCAGUUGUCCGUGCCACGCAGAAAUCGGAAUCCGGCAGGCAAGGCAACCACGGUCGAGGUCGACAGCAGGCCCCAGGCCUGGAGCGAUGUGUACCUCCAGACGCCGCAGCUAUACUUUAAACUCCUGUUCUCGCUGGAGCAUUCACUGUGCUGGGGGAAGAUGCCGUCAACUGCGGAGCUUCCGGACUGGUCGCGCGGGCAUUCCGCAUCGAGCCAUAACAUAACCCCCCGGUUGAGUAAAUUGCCCUCUCAUGGCCGAGAUGUGGGCAGGAGGGCCGACCAAGUCCAAAGGUCCCACAGGGUGUCGACAAGUAUAGCCCAGCUGCCGCAAGAGGUACCCUCGCAGUGGAUUUCUCAUGAGCAAUGGAACAGUCUGCUUUCCAUUCCCCCGAGCUUGCCUGAACCAGUGUAUGGAAAAGAUCUGACGGGCCUGCAUAACAAUGAUGGGAUAUCCUUUUCCCUGCUGAACACACCAGCCAUUUCUCAUGACAGGCACGAGACGUCGCUCGAUACUGGGGGUGCGGACUCGGACGGAGGUGAGACUAUUUCGGACACGUUGUCACAAAUGCUUCAGUAUUCGUGUCCCGCUAUUGGAUGAAAGAGAUGAUAUGAUUGAUUGUAUUUGGAUUAUUUGUAAUAAGAUUUGGACGAGGUACUGAAGCUAUAUAAAUAGGACCAGUCUACAAUGACGUUUAGCGUAGUCGCGCUUCUAGCCUAAAUCCCGUCUGCCAUGGUUAUACUCGGCUGAUGCUGUUCGAUUUCCACCGAGCUAGAAACAGAGCACUAUUGCUGGCCGAUCCUCAUACCGA